AUGGAGAGGGAGAGGGGGUUAGAAAACCAGGAGGACUGGAUGGAGCCUGGAGAGGAAUGGGUUUAGAACAGGAGGACUGGGCUGGAGCGGGCGGAUAGGGGGUUAGAACAGGAGGACUGGGGCCUGGAGAGGGAGGAGAGGGGGGGUUAGAACAGGAGUACUGGGUCCUGGAGAGGGAGGAGAGGGGGUUAGAACAGGAGGACUGGGUCCUGGAGAGGGAGGAGAGGGGGUUAGAACAGGAGGACUGGGGCUGGAGAGGGAGGAGAGGGGGGUUAGAACAGGAGUACUGGGGCCUGGAGAGGGAGGAGAGGGGGUUAGAACAGGAGGACUGGGGCAUGGAGAGGGAGGAGAGGGGGGUUAGAACAGGAGAGUACUGGAGCCUGGAGAGGGAGAGGGUGUUUAGAACAGGAGUACUGAGUCCUGGAGAGGAGAGGGGGUUAGAACAGGAGUACUGGGGCCUGGAGAGGGAGGAGAGGGGGUUAGAACAGGAGGACUGGGGCAUGGAGAGGGAGGAGAGGGGGUUAGAACAGGAGUACUGGGGCCUGGAGAGGGGGUUAGAACAGGAGUACUGGGGCCUGGAAAGGGAGGAGAGGGGGUUAGAACAGGAGUACUGGGGCCUGGAGAGGGAGGAGAGGGGAUUAGAACAGGAGUACUGGGGCCUGGAGAGGGAGGAGAGGGGGUUAGAACAGGAGUACUGGGUCCUGGAGAGGGAGGAGAGGGGGUUAGAACAGGAGUACUGGGGCCUGGAGAGGGGGUUAGAACAGGAGUACUGGGUCCUGGAGAGGGAGGAGAGGGGGUUAGAACAGGAGUACUGGAACCUGGAGAGGGAGAGGGGGUUAGAACAGGAGGACUGGGGCCUGGAGAGGGAGGAGAGGGGGUUAGAACAGGAGUACUGGAGCCUGGAGAGGGAGAGGGGGUUAGAACAGGAGGACUGGGGCUGGAGAGGGAGGAGAGGGGGUUAGAACAGGAGGACUGGGGCUGGAGAGGGAGGAGAGGGGGUUAGAACAGGAGUACUGGAGCCUGGAGAGGGAGAGGGGGUUAGAACAGGAGGACUGGGGCUGGAGAGGGGUGGAGAGGGAGGAGAGGGGGUUAGAACAGGAGGACUGGGGCUGGAGAGGGAGGAGAGGGGGUUAGAACAGGAGUACUGGGGCCUGGAGAGGGAGAGGGGGUUAGAACAGGAGGACUGGGUCUGGAGAGGGAGGAGAGGGGGUUAGAACAGGAGUACUGGGGCCUGGAGAGGGAGAGGGGGUUAGAACAGGAAUACUGGGGCCUGGAGAGGGAGAGGGGGUUAGAACAGGAGGACUGGGGCCUGGAGAGGGAGAGGGGGUUAGAACAGGAGUACUGGGGCCUGGAGAGGGAGAGGGGGUUAGAACAGGAGGACUGGGGCCUGGAGAGGGAGAGGUGGUUAGAACAGGAGGACUGGGGCCUGGAGAGGGAGGAGAGGGGGUUAGAACAGGAGGGGGUGUUGGAGGGGGUGAAGGUGUGUGUGUGUGGUAGUAGCAGUAGUAACGUUCACUCAACAAUGACAGACAGACAAUCCACUGUAGAGUUAGACAGUGAUGUAAAAAUACUUUAAAGUACUACUGAAGUAGAUUUUUGGGGUAUCUAUGCUUUACUGUACUAUUUAUAUUUUUUACAACUUUUACUUUUACUUCACUACAUUCCUAAAGUAAAUAAUGUACUUUUUACUCCAUACAUUUUACCUGACACCUAAAAGUACUUGUUACAUUUUGAAUGCUUAGCAAGACAGGAAAAUGGUCCAAUUGACACACUUAUCAAGACAACACAUGUUCAUCCCUUCUGCCUCUGAUCUGGCAGACUCACUAAACACAAAUGCAUCUUUUGUAAAUGAUGUCUGAGUGUUGGAGUGUGUCCCUGGCUAUCCAUACAAUUUAAAAACAAGAAAAUGGUGCUGUCUGCUUUGCUUCAUAGAAGGAAUUUGAAAUUAUUUAUUCUUUUACUUUUGAUACUUAAGUAUAUUUUAGCAAUUACAUUUACUUUUGAUACUUAAGUAUAUUUAGAACUAAAUAAUUUUAGACUUUUACUCAAGUAUUAUUUUACUGGGUGACUUUUACUUUGACUUGAGUAACUUUCUAUUAAGGUAUCUAUACUUUUAUUCAAGUAUGACAAUUGGGUACUUUUUCCCCCACUGGAGUUAGAGUACAGAAUGUGGAUUGGGUGUGAAGUAUGUGUAGAGGUGAUGACAAGUCUAUACUCUCCAGGCUGGUUGGUCGACUGAUACAAGGAGGGAGUGGUUUAGUGUUGACAUUGGCACACACCCAAAUACUUAUUUUAUGAACAAAUGCCUUUAUAAUGUAGGUGUUUUAGCUACAUGUUUGUGUUGCAUGUAGUUAACUGUAUUGUGCCGAUAUAGGUGGGUAUAUAUCUGGGAGUGGUUUAAAUAAACUACAGAGAGUUUCACACACAAUACCUGCCAGGUUCACCAGUUGCAGGUCAGGUCUGAUCAGAGUGCUGUAAGGCUGUCUGUUCCCCAUCUCAACCCAGUUACUGUGGCUGUAGAAAUCCUGGAGAGACAGUCACAAUCAACUCAACAGUAUCAGUACAAUCAACUCAACAGUAUCAGUACAAUCAACUCAACAGUAUCAGUACAACCAACUCAACAGUAUCAGUACAAUCAACUCAACAGUAUCAGUACAAUCAACUCAACAGUAUCAGUACAAUUAACUCAGUCUUCAUCAUCUCCCUCUCUCACCUGUAGUAUGUGUGCAUGCGUGCUUGUGUCUGUGUCACCUGUACUGUGAUAGACACCUUCACCUGUAGUGUGACAGACUUUCACCUGUAUUGUGAUAGACACCUUCACCUGUAUUGUGAUAGAAACCUUCACCUGUAUUGUGAUAGACACCUUCACCUGUAGUGUGACAGACACCUUCACCUGUAGUGUGACAGACUUUCACCUGUACUGUGACAGACACCUUCACCUGUACUGUGACAGACACCUUCACCUGUACUGUGAUAGACACCUUCACCUGUACUGUGACAGACACCUCACCUGUACUGUGACAGACAACUUCACCUGUAUUGUGACAGACAACUUCACCUGUACUGUGACAGACACCUUCACCUGUACUGUGACAGACACAUUCACCUGUACUGUGACAGACACCUAA
Messenger RNA from Coregonus sp. 'balchen', 3128 nucleotides. Lineage: Eukaryota; Metazoa; Chordata; Actinopteri; Salmoniformes; Salmonidae. The record is from the annotation of a GenBank genome assembly.